AAGCUUUCCCAGAAAAUUGAGGAUUUCCUCAAUGUCACAGCAAAAUGUGCACCAAGCAUUCUCAUCUUGAAGCUGAAAUUCCACUUUUUGGUCCAUCUUCCCGCAUACAUUCAUCGCUUUGGACCAGCCAUUCUCUUUUCCACUGAAUGA
Messenger RNA from Suillus subaureus, 150 nucleotides. RefSeq lists its product as uncharacterized. Lineage: Eukaryota; Fungi; Basidiomycota; Agaricomycetes; Boletales; Suillaceae. The annotation marks the transcript as partial. The transcript has a single exon. The record is from RefSeq and is a predicted model, not a curated record.